GGUUAACAGUUGUGAGGCAACAUGGCGAACGCCAGUGGAGUGACCGUGGAUGGAGACCUGAUGCGAUACAAUGAGUACUCUCCAAAAACCAGUGUUAGAAGUGACGCGGAGAUAGACAGGCAGCUGGGGCGGACAUUAAUUGCAGUUGGUCUUGGUGUGGCUGCAGCAGGGUUUGCAGGCCGGUAUGCAUUCCACCUUUGGAAGCCUCUUGGCCAAGUCUUCUCUGAAACUGUGAAGAAGAUGCCUACGUCAACUUUUUCAUCAUACUACAAAGGAGGUUUUGAGCAGAAGAUGUCCAAACGAGAGGCCAGCCUCAUUCUGGGCAUCAGCCCAGCCAGCACUAAAGCCAAGUUACGAGAGGCCCAUCGGAGGAUUAUGGUCUUGAACCAUCCGGAUAAAGGUGGUUCCCCGUAUCUCGCUGCCAAGAUCAACGAAGCUAAAGACCUUUUGGACAAAGAGACUCGCCGAUGAUGCACACUGUCAAUGAGCACUAAAGACUUUCAUCCCCCCUCAGCUUCAAAGUACUGCUCGAAUGAGCAUGAAUACCGUACAGUUGAAACCGCUAAAGUUCAAGAGGAUCGUUAAAAGCAUUCUUUGUUAGGCUGCCAGAGUAACUUGUGUUUAACUGAAUUUGUCACCCCUGUGAUUAUAAGGUUAAUACAUCCUUAAAACCACCUGCUGUUAUUUUACACGUAGAAGUAAUGUGUUGUAUUUAAAUGAAGGGGUUUGAAAGGAUAUAUACACCACCUAGUGGCAGCUGGCUGAAAAUGGAACAGUAAUUGUGCUGAGUUCAUUAUUGGCUGUGUAAAUAUAAUGAAUAAUGAUCUAUUUAAUCAGCAAGAGAAUAAACUGUUUUCAUAUUUCGAUGUUUUAAUGUGAAAGUUAAAAAAUAAAC
Messenger RNA from Pelmatolapia mariae (spotted tilapia), 895 nucleotides. RefSeq names its product DnaJ (Hsp40) homolog, subfamily C, member 15 (gene dnajc15). NCBI's taxonomy places the organism in Eukaryota, Metazoa, Chordata, Actinopteri, Cichliformes, Cichlidae. Gene Ontology annotation, biological process: protein import into mitochondrial matrix. The record is from RefSeq and is a predicted model, not a curated record. Gene Ontology annotation, cellular component: PAM complex, Tim23 associated import motor. Bases 22 to 471 code for a protein of 149 amino acids. Gene Ontology annotation, molecular function: ATPase activator activity. The transcript is spliced from 6 exons.